Rhinocladiella mackenziei CBS 650.93 is the source of this 1707-nucleotide messenger RNA. RefSeq lists its product as uncharacterized. The transcript has 4 exons. Lineage: Eukaryota; Fungi; Ascomycota; Eurotiomycetes; Chaetothyriales; Herpotrichiellaceae. Gene Ontology annotation, molecular function: clathrin binding; phospholipid binding. Gene Ontology annotation, cellular component: endosome; clathrin vesicle coat; plasma membrane. Gene Ontology annotation, biological process: actin filament organization; endocytosis. The coding region runs from base 1 to 1707 and encodes 568 amino acids. The record is from RefSeq and is a predicted model, not a curated record.
AUGUCGAAGGUCGUAAGAAGUGUCAAAAAUGUCACCAAAGGAUACAGUAGUGUACAGGUCAAGGUGCGAAAUGCGACAUCCAAUGAUCCGUGGGGCCCGACGGGCACAGACAUGGCUGAAAUUGCGGCCCUCACAUUCAAUAAUCCCAGCGACUUUUACGAGAUCAUGGACAUGCUCGAUAAGCGGUUGAAUGAUAAAGGCAAAAAUUGGCGACAUGUUUUGAAGUCGUUGAAAGUCCUUGAUUAUUGUUUGCACGAAGGUUCGGAAUUGGUGGUGACUUGGGCGAGAAAAAAUAUCUACAUCAUUAAGACGUUGAGAGAGUUCCAAUACAUUGAUGAAGAUGGUCGCGAUGUUGGACAAAACGUUCGCACUUCUGCAAAGGAAUUGACAUCACUGAUUUUGGAUGAAGACCGUCUCAGGAGUGAACGAUCUGAUCGAAAACUCUGGAAAACUCGCGUUACCGGCAUCGAUGAGUAUGCCCCUCAGUCGAUUGAAGGUCCUAUCCCUCGUCAGCAUUAUCCUUCGAACCGCCACCGGGAUCGAUAUAACGACGAAUCGGCGCGGGAGAGGGACGAACUGCAAGCAGCGAUAGAAGCCAGCAAACAGUCCGCGGAAGAUGACGCUCGCCAUAGACAACGACAAUCCCAGAGGGAAGAAGAUGAGAUGGAUCCUGACGUCAAAAGAGCGAUCCAACUGAGCAAAGAGGAAGCGGAUCUACGUGCUCGCCAACUUGAAGAACAGAAUGCUGCCUCGCUUUUCGAUGAGACCCCAACUCCUGCUCCGGCGCAGAGCCAGCCGACCGGAUACAACCAAGGCUACCAGCAACAACCCGCCGUCGAUUGGUAUGGAAACCCACUCCAACAACAACCGCAGAGCACGGGGUUCUUAAACAAUCAAUACGCCCAACCACAGCAAACUAGCUUUCAAAACGGCUUCACCAAUGGUUUUCAGCCUGCUCAACCUACCGGAUAUGACCAGUUUGGCCAACAACCGAUCCUUCAACCACAAAAUACAAUCCAGCCACAACAGACUGCCUUCCAGACCAAUAAUCCAUAUGGUGUCCAACCAAGCGGAGACCUGUUCGGAGCACAAUCGCCCCAACAGCCAACCCUCCAACCCGGCAGCAACAACCCUUGGUCAACACAGUCUCCUCAACCUGUUGAUGCGCUCAAGCCCCUACCAACGGGAUCGAACAAUCCGUUCGCUCAAAAGACGCAACCGGCCUCCCCGUCUCCAUUUUCCCGUUCAAACGCUCAGCCUUCGCUGGGUACUCUUUACGAGUCACAACCUACCACACAAUUUAGCCAGCCAUCUCAACCCAAUCCGAUUUUGAAUUACCAAGCUCCGCAACCGUCAUUCCAACAACAGCAAUCGCAGAAGCCGGUCAAUCCGCAACACGCGAAGCUCAACGCCUUAUUGGCAUCGGGUGAAGGACAAGAUACGUUUGGCAAUACUGGUGAUUUGCGUAUUCCAGCCCAACACACUGCACCUGGAACCUUUGUCAAUUCGGCUGGACAAGGUCUUGAGCGUCUUCACGCUGCACAAACUGGAAAUAAUCCAUUCUUUUCACAGCAAGCUACGGGAUUUGGUCAACAAGUUCCAUCUCAAACUGGACCAGCAUUUGGCGGAGGAUUCGGACAAACCAAUAACAAUCCUUUUGGAGGCAGACCGGUCGGUCAGCAGGGUGGAAGUCUUAUUGACUUGUAG